CUUGUUUCAGUAUUGAGCUGUGUUUAUUUAUUUUUUUUUAGUUAAAAGCAUUAAUGGGGAUGUUAAUGGAUUUAUUCUAGCAUUAAAUAUUUGCUAACACGCGUUAACAAAGUUCAAUGAAAACUCCCCCCGGUCUUGACUGGUGACAGCUGUGUCCAAGCAGGAACCAACCUCAGUUGUUUUUCCUUCCCUCUGCCCAGCACACUCCGCAGGAAUGGUGGCUGGUUAGCUGUUCAGGCAGCAGUUUUUUUUUUGGAUUAGCUUAUUUGUUAACGUUAUUUGGCAUUGUUCUGUUAUAAUAAUGAAUUUACUACCGUCGAAUCCUCACGGGAAUGGCCUCCUUUAUGCUGGAUUUAACCAGGAUCAUGGAUGCUUUGCCUGCGGAAUGGAAAAUGGAUUUCGGGUCUACAACACAGAUCCUCUUAAGGAGAAGGAGAAACAAGAGUUCCUGGAGGGCGGGGUUGGCCACGUGGAGAUGCUGUUUAGGUGUAACUAUUUAGCACUAGUGGGAGGAGGAAAGAAACCCAAGUACCCAACCAACAAAGUGAUGAUCUGGGAUGACCUGAAGAAGAAGACAGUCAUUGAGAUCGAGUUCUCAACAGAAGUCAAAGCAGUGAAGCUUCGGCGGGACAGGAUUGUGGUGGUCCUGGACUCAAUGAUCAAAGUCUUCACCUUCACUCACAACCCCCAUCAGCUGCAUGUGUUUGAGACCUGCUACAACCCCAAAGGUCUGUGUGUGCUGUGUCCCAACAGCAACAACUCUCUGUUGGCGUUCCCUGGGACUCACUCGGGGCAUGUGCAGAUCGUAGACCUGGCCAACACGGAGAAGCCCCCAGUCGACAUCCCCGCCCAUGAGGGUGCGCUGUGCUGCAUCGCUUUAAAUCUGCAGGGGACGAGGAUAGCUACUGCAUCAGAGAAAGGGACUCUCAUUAGAAUUUUCGACACAUCUGCAGGUCAGCUCAUACAGGAGCUAAGACGAGGCUCUCAGACAGCGAACAUUUACUGCAUCAAUUUCAACCAGGAUGCGUCCCUCAUCUGUGUGUCCAGUGAUCAUGGCACAGUGCACAUCUUCGCUGCAGAGGACCCCAAAAGGAACAAACAGUCGAGUUUGGCAUCAGCCAGCUUUCUUCCCAAAUACUUCAGUUCCAAAUGGAGCUUCUCCAAGUUCCAGGUCCCCUCAGGCUCUCCUUGUGUGUGUGCCUUUGGAACAGAGCCAAAUGCUGUCAUCGCCAUUUGUGCUGAUGGCAGCUACUACAAGUUCCUGUUCAACCAGAAAGGGGAGUGUUCCAGAGAUGUGUACGCCCAGUUCCUGGAGAUGACCGAUGAGAAAAUAUGACCUUUGACCCCUCUGGAGACUCGCUAUUACACAGCCUGUUUUUUUCCCCCCCUUUGCUUUGUUAAGUUUGGAGGAGGCUGGAGAGGUUCCUCUUGCACUUGUCCGUAUCUUUGACAGACUCUGUGAAGGAGCAUCAGAUGGAGGGAGGACAAAGAAAGAGAAGCACAGAUUUGGGGAAACCCCUCACAGCAAACACGAACACAUGGAAGCACUAACAUGGAUGCAGACUUAAGACUCCUGAGGAUGGUCUCUGGACAGAGGGACUCCCAAACCAAACACUAGAGAAGAGGGAACGUUAUUUUUGUUGAAUGGACAACGUGCCGCUUUUUAAGACGUCUUCCGAGGAAUUUACAAAGGAUGGCUAUUUUUAAUCACAUAGAUGAUUCUGAUAGUUAGACGGAUUGAAAAUACUGAGAUUUUUGUCAACUAACACCACCUAACCUAACUAUAGGGAGUGCCUCGAGACUGGAGAGAAUCUGUAUGUGUGCACAUAUUGCUGUUGUCAUAUAUACAUAUGUGUGUUUGUGUAUAUACCAAUGUACCAUAUUAGGUGUUUGCAAAGCAGAAUCAGACUGAAGGAACUAGAUUUUUUUCCACUCUUGUCUUUGAGGUUCAUAGAAACAUCUGGAACAGACUGAUCCUGCCUUGUGAAGCGUCACCAUAGUAUUACUAGAUUUUCUUAUAUCCACUGUAUAAACACAACACACCAGACUGAACUUUAACUACAUAUGACUGUACAGAACAGUAGCAGAAAAAGAAUUUAACAUGUCUUUUUGUUUCACUCUUCCUUUUUUCAUACAUGGUGCAAUAUGUUUUCCCCAUUGUUUUGGUUUUUUUUUUGCUAGGCGCUUGUAAAAAGUUGAGUGUUUCUACCUGACCAAGAAAGCUUAAAGUAAUAGUUAUUCUGAGGGGGAAAUGGGGUUGUUCACUUUCUUGCUCAGUGAGAUGUGUACAUUUGAAACCACGCUUGUGUCUGUUAGAUAUACAGCCUGAGCCAGCGACUGGUUAGCUUAGCAUAAACACUGGAAACAGUUAGCCGUACUCUGCUCAAAGGUAAAAAAAAACACCAUUCAGGACCCCCAAAGCUCAUUAUAUUGUGUCUGCUUAGUCUGUAGUGAGGCAGACUAUAUUUUAGCAGGGAGUAGUGACUUCCUACAGUUGCCACCAUGAUUUUUUCCCCUUUAGUUUUUGUAUGGAUUAAAAUAAAGAGCUAUAAUGUGUGAACUAGACAAAUCCAGGCUAACUCGCUACCUAUGUUUCCAGUCAGCUGUUAGCUGCAGCAUUAUAUUUACCCUGUGGAAUUUCUUCCAUGGUUUUUUUCAGUUCAGUAUUGAACGGUUUAAACAAAUGAGAUAUAAUGUUAAUCGGACAGAGCAAGGCUAACGCUCCAUGUUUUCAUUUGUCAUGCCAAGCUAAGCUAGCAAGCUGCUAGCUUUAGCCUCACAUUUACUCUACAGGAUUGGCAAAAAUCUUUUCAAUUUGCUUGCAGCAAGAAAGCGUUUGAGAGCAAAAACAUGGUCCUCAUUAGUACAUUAACAGAAACACAAUGCAGAUGCUUCAAGCUACACAACAUCGGAGUGUCACCUGCAAAUUGUAGUCCAACACAAGCUGCAGGCUGAGUGCUUGCGUGCACUAUAUAGCAUGAACCAACAAGGGAAAGUUGACCCCUUCUGUUUAGGUUCAUUGCUGCUCAAACAACCGAAGCUAACCAGUUUGAUGAAUUUCUAGCUGAGCAUGUCAAAAUCAUAGGUGUAUUUGACUCUUUGUCACCUCUCCCUGUCUGUUUCUUUUUUAUGUCUGUGUAGUAGAUACAGAAGUACACAUUGCUCCACACAUGGCAUGUUGGUGUACUACUGUGGUUGUGGCGAUGCUCCAAGUAGCUCUGUGUUGUCCCCUUGAGGACUGGCGUUCUUAGCCUCACAGGUGUUUGAGCGCACCUUUGUACCAGCUGGUUUAAGCAUCAGGACCAUGUUUCUGCACUGUCUAUUUCCCAAAAUGUAGUGAAAGUUGAGUGUUUGUUGUUCCUGUCUGAAUAGGAAAACUAAAGAGCCAAAUGCACAGGCACGGCUUCCAUCUUAAAUCACAAAAAAAACCAAAAAAACGAUUUCGGAAAAGAUUCGUUUUUUUUCUUCCACAGUCAAGAUCAAAUAUUUUUCUUAAAAAAAGGAGAGAACAAUAUUUUGAACACGGUUCAAUACUGCACUUCAUGUUUAAUGUUAUCACAUUAUUUGUCCAAUACAGUUAAAAACCUUAAAUCAUCUGGAGGAUGAUUGGUCGCCUCAUGUACUUUUCAUUGGCCGCUGUGGCUGUCCAUUCACAGCGGUGCACUCGCUUUUGUUUCAAUCCCAGCAACACUCAGAAAAUGUAGUGUAGCUUAUGUCUUGUGUGAGUAAACGGCUUCACCAUGCUCCCCAACAGCAUCAAUUCAGCUAACGCGAAUCAGGGACUCUGAAGUGCUUUGUUGAAGCCCGUGGCCAUAAACAAGAAGAUCUGUUCAGUGUGGAACCUGGAUAAGCAGAACUGUGUUAAUGUAUAAUUCAAUAUUACUGUUCUGUUUUAUUAUUUGUCAUAUUACUUGACGGCAUUCUUGUCGAUUUAAUGCAAAACAUGUCAUUUGUGUUGCUUUCUGCAUCAGAUUGUACCAUUGCAGGUGUCAGUGCUCAACUCACACGGCACUCAGCGCUCACUGACGUAAAGGAGGGACGCUGCACAAACUGAAAAGCCAACUUGUUUCUGACGCACUCAGAAUGAUUGUAAAACCUGCAUUUAACUCUGUGAAUAAAAUGUAACAUCUGCUUUUACAGUUAAACUUUA
Acanthopagrus latus (yellowfin seabream) is the source of this 4150-nucleotide messenger RNA. It is a transcript of the gene wdr45b, whose product is annotated as WD repeat domain 45B. Gene Ontology annotation, molecular function: phosphatidylinositol-3-phosphate binding; phosphatidylinositol-3,5-bisphosphate binding; protein binding. Bases 302 to 1336 code for a protein of 344 amino acids. NCBI's taxonomy places the organism in Eukaryota, Metazoa, Chordata, Actinopteri, Spariformes, Sparidae. The transcript has 10 exons. Gene Ontology annotation, cellular component: cytosol; phagophore assembly site membrane; extrinsic component of membrane. The record is from RefSeq and is a predicted model, not a curated record. Gene Ontology annotation, biological process: nucleophagy; autophagy of mitochondrion; protein lipidation.